Molecule: messenger RNA, 1731 nt
Organism: Lottia gigantea (owl limpet)
Lineage: Eukaryota; Metazoa; Mollusca; Gastropoda; Lottiidae
Exons: 12
Biological process (GO): cilium organization
Molecular function (GO): protein binding
Source: RefSeq, a predicted model, not a curated record
GAACUGUAUCAAACUCUAGAGAAUGAAGGUUUACUUAAUAAACAUUAUAAAUAUAGAUCUAUUAUAUUAAAAGCAAUAUUUAAAUUAUUAGAUGUUGAAGAACCUAAAGUUUUACUCAUGUUCUCAAGACUUAUUUUAGGGUUUAGAGUAACCAGUAAGAAUUUAAUUAAUGUAUGUAAAUUAGUAUUUAAAGUGGCUAGAAGUGAUAAAAAUGAUAAUGAGUUCUUGGAUGGCAGAAUCACAGAACUGUUACUAGAGACCAUAAAGACAGUAGACCAUGAAAGUAAUAGUGAAGCAUUAGUAUAUUGUGUUGGCGCUAUUAAGUUUUUAACUGGUAAUAGUAUUAUAGUCAAACAGCUAGCUCGUAAAGAAGCUAUUGAAAUACUGACUAAAUUACUACACAAUAUUAAUAAAACUAAUCGUGAACAAGAAAAAGUAAAUGAACAGUUUGGUCAUAUUCUUGUUCAGGUAAUGGCAGCUAUGAGAAAUUUAGCUGAUGUUGGUUCUAGUCGAGAACGCAUGUUUAAAUCUAAGUUUAUUGAAGAGUUACUGCCCUUGAUAGAAACCUAUCCUGGUGAUAGUGAUUUGAUUAUGUAUACAUCCAGAGUGUUAAGUAAAAUAACAAUGCAUACAGAUUGUGUAACAGUAUUAUGUGAACAAGCUAAUUGUUUCAAGUCUUUCAUUAUGUUAAUCAAUAAACAUAUUCAAAAAGAGAACCUAGUGGUGAGAUUAUGUUUUGUAUUAGGUAAUAUAACAGCUAAAAGAGAUGAAGCUCGGUUAAGACUAUACAAAGAAACAGAAGCCAUGAACACAUUCCUUACAGUAUUAAAAACAUAUCAUUCCAAAUUUAAACAGGUAAGAACAUUCAAAGUUGAUUCCCAAAGCAGACCAGAGACAGAUAAUGAUAGUAAAAAUAAACAGGGUGAUUAUGAAGAUGUAUUGAUAAAAGUUAUACGUGUGAUAGCUAAUUUAUCUAUUAAUGAAACAUUAGGACCAAUGAUAGCUAGUAAUGGAGACUUGGUACAGAUAUUACUCUUACUAUUAGAAGAUUGUGAUGUAUCAACUAGUGAAGAAUUAGUAUUAAAUACAAUAGCUACUAUUAAUAACUUAUCUUACUAUACAACUAAAUCUAAUGCUGUUAUAUCUAAACAGAUGGAUAUAUCUCAAGCAUUAUUGAAGACAGUUCUAUCUAAUAAUAUGGAAGGUAUGAUAGAAUGUGCUAGAGUGUUUGGUAAUCUGACACGACAGAAACAAGUACGAGAUUUCCUGUCUCAGAAUAAAGUUGAUGCUAUAAUGAUGACAUUACUAGACUCUGGUAGUUUAGAGGUGGUCUAUAUUGCUUGUGGUGUCCUCAUGAACUUUAUGACUGAUGAGGACAAACGAUUAACGUUGAAAAAGGAAGGUGCCAUUUCAAAGUUGAUAGAAGUUUUAAGAGAUUUUGGUCGUGAAGACUGGCAGUUAAGUAGUACUGUAUGUAAAGUAUUAUGUAAUUAUAGUGCCAAAAUAACCAGCUCCUCUGCUUGUUUUGGGGAGAAAGAAUCUCAAGAACUAUUAGAAAUAUUAGACGAGUAUUUAGCAUUAGAAACCCAAUUAAAUGACAGUGUUGAAGAUGAAGUAAGAGAAUACAUCAAAGAAACAUGGGAAGUAGAAUUUCGACCUGUAGCAGCAGAACUUUUAAAACGAAUUGAAACAAACCAAUCACAGUUUGAACCAUUAGAACAUCCCAGUUAA